AUGAAUGACAGCCCUCCAACAUCUGAGAACAUCAUGUUUCAUCAAUUGACUACAGAUGCUCUUAAUAGUAGUUGCGACUAUACCUUGCCCACAUGUAACAAUAGCACAGGUGAAGCAGCAUUGCAGCUGCCUACCUUCUCCAUGGCAGCAAAAGUGAGGGUGAUAAUUACCUUCACUCUUUGCGCAGUGUCGGCCGUGUGCAACCUUGCCGUGUUGUGGGCUGCCAGCACUAACAACAAGCGCAAAUCCCAUGUAAGAAUUUUAAUCAUGAACCUAACCGUGGCCGACCUGCUGGUAACUUUCAUUGUGAUGCCUGUGGAUGCAGCUUGGAACAUUACAGUACAGUGGCUAGCAGGAGACCUGGUUUGCAGGUUGUUAAUGUUUCUAAAGCUCAUGGCUAUGUACUCCUGUGCGUUUGUGACUGUGGUCAUAAGCCUGGACAGGCAAUCGGCUAUUCUCAACCCUCUGGCCAUCAAUAUGGCUAAGAAGAAGAACAAAAUAAUGCUGAGUGUGGCCUGGGUGAUGAGUAUUGUUCUCUCUAUACCCCAGAUGUUCCUGUUUCAUAAUGUGACCAUCACUGUGCCUGCCAACUUCACUCAGUGCACCACUCGAGGGAGUUUUGUCAAGCAUUGGCAGGAGACGCUCUACAAUAUGUUCACCUUCAUUUGCUUAUUCCUCAUACCUCUGGCCAUCAUGAUCUUCUGCUACACAAGGAUAUUGGUGGAGAUCUCUCGAAGAAUGACCAUAGGAAAUAUAUCUUCAAAGGAAGUCCACUUACGCCGUUCCAACAGCAACAUCCCAAAGGCACGUAUGAGGACUUUGAAAAUGAGCAUAGUCAUUGUGACUUCUUUCAUUGUAUGCUGGACCCCUUACUACUUGCUGGGUCUGUGGUACUGGUUCCUUCCUGAUGAUUUAGAGGAGACUGUUUCUCACUCAUUGACUCAUUUGCUUUUUAUUUUUGGGCUUUUUAACGCCAUUCUGGAUCCUAUCACUUAUGGUCUGUUCACCAUCCAUUUCCGCAAAGGACUGAAGCGCUACUGUCGGAACGCAGUCGUAGUUACCGAGUCGGAGAACAACACCAUUAUGACUGGCUCGUUAAAAUGCUCAUUAUCCCCCUUUCGCCUAAGAAGACUGAACCAGUCUAGUUCAGGAGCUGACCGAAUGCAGAAUUUUGUGGGUGGGGAGGACAAGUAGCCAUCUGAAAGUAAAUACAAGGAGUAGUGGCAACCCUACCAGUCCAGCCCUAAAAGUGUGAUUUGAAUACUGAGAUAUGGAUGUGACAAGGCAGACCUUGUACUGGAUGUCAAGCUUCACACAAAAACAUCAGUUACAAUGCAUACCUGCCUGGUUUGCUCAACAGCAUGAGACAGAUUUGAAUUGAGCCCAACCAAGUGCAUCAAAUAUCUUUAUUCAUUAACUAAUGAGCUGUCUAAAUUAUUUUUGUAAUAAUUUGCUGUUUAUUAAAUAUUACAAUCAGAUGUUUUUUCUGCAGAUUAAUUAGACCAUCACUAUUUCUGCUUGUUGAAAACGUAAUUUACAUCAAAGUUUUUUCCAUCUCAUACAAAUCCAAGUAAUUAAUCUUCUCCACCUGCUAUUAAA
This is a messenger RNA of Myxocyprinus asiaticus (Chinese sucker), 1599 nucleotides long. Its product is annotated as putative gonadotropin-releasing hormone II receptor. The coding region runs from base 1 to 1194 and encodes 397 amino acids. Lineage: Eukaryota; Metazoa; Chordata; Actinopteri; Cypriniformes; Catostomidae. Gene Ontology annotation, biological process: G protein-coupled receptor signaling pathway. The record is from RefSeq and is a predicted model, not a curated record. The transcript is spliced from 3 exons. Gene Ontology annotation, molecular function: gonadotropin-releasing hormone receptor activity; peptide binding. Gene Ontology annotation, cellular component: membrane.